AUAUUCCUUCAAUAACAACCUGUAGCGCUCGCUGAUUUCUCUUCUGCAGGGAUUUAGACGUGCCUUGCUACUGACUUAGCAUUUGUGCAGUCAUAUUUUUAUUGACAGGCUGGUAGAUAUUUAUUCAAUAAGAAACAACUCAGGAUCAGCUAAAGAGAGGAAAGCUCUGGCAUUUGAAUAUACACUCUUUUUCUAGGGUGAUGUGGCUGAUACUGGCAUCUACCAUCUGCUUUCCUAUUGCAGCCUGUUUCUCCAACCUGCAAAGCAGAAACCAGCCUUUCUUUCCUUCUGGAUUGUUAAAGCCAUUCACAUUUAUUCUGCAUGGCAAUGAAUUAUAGUCCAUUUUAAGGACUCUUUUGUGCUUCUGUGUGUAUUCCUACAGCAGAAAAAGUGCAUGAGAAAGGAGCUUGAGCAGUCAGUAGUAUAAGUAGCUGGCUCUCCCGUAUGGAUUAGACUUGUGAGGACAAUAACGAUGGGGGCUCGAGCGACAGAAACAACUCGGGAACUGGAAAGCGCCUCUGUACAGUACCAAAUAGGAGGGCAUGCAGAGAAAAUGUGGCAACGACUCAAAGGAAUAUUAAGAUGCUUGGUAAAGCAGCUGGAGAAGGGUGACAUUAAUGUGGUGGACUUAAAAAAGAAUAUUGAAUAUGCGGCGUCCGUGCUGGAGGCAGUUUAUAUUGAUGAAACCAGGAAACUUUUGGACACUGAAGAUGAACUCUCUGACAUCCAGUCGGAUUCGGUCCCGCUGGAAGUGCGGGACUGGUUAGCUUCUACAUUCACGAGGGAGAUGGGAAUAGUGAAGAGGAGACCUGAGGAAAAGCCCAAAUUCCGAAGCAUUGUGCAUGCUGUACAGGCUGGGAUUUUUGUAGAAAGGAUGUACCGGAAAACUUCAAGCAUGGUUGGUUUGGCUUAUCCAGCAGAAGUGAUAGUCACAUUUAAGGAUGUUGAUAAGUGGUCUUUUGACGUAUUUGCCCUUAAUGAAGCAAGUGGAGAGCACAGUCUGAAAUUUAUGAUGUAUGAGCUGUUAACCCGAUACGACCUUUUGAGCCGUUUCAAGAUCCCUGUUCCCAAUCUUAUUUCUUUUGCUGAAGCUCUUGAAGUUGGUUACAGCAAAUACAAAAAUCCCUAUCACAAUUUGAUCCAUGCAGCUGAUGUUACUCAAACUGUGCAUUACAUAAUGAUUCACACUGGCAUCAUGCACUGGCUCACAGAACUGGAAAUUUUAGCAAUGAUCUUUGCAGCUGCCGUCCAUGACUAUGAACAUACUGGGACCACAAAUAAUUUUCAUAUUCAGACAAGGUCAGAUGUUGCUAUAUUGUACAACGAUCGUUCUGUUCUUGAAAAUCAUCAUGUAAGUGCUGCUUAUAGACUCAUGCAGGAAGAAGAGAUGAACAUCCUGGCUAAUCUAAACAAAGAUGACUGGAGGGAGUUGCGUAGCUUGGUCAUUGAGAUGGUCUUAUCUACAGACAUGUCGGGUCAUUUCCAACAAAUUAAAACAAUGCGGCACACUCUGCAGCAGGCACAGGGGGUAGACAAAGCCAAAGCCAUGUCUUUGAUUCUACAUGCAGCAGACAUAAGCCAUCCAGCAAAAUCCUGGGAGCUGCACUACCGGUGGACCAUGGCCCUGAUGGAAGAAUUUUUUCGACAGGGAGACAAGGAGGCUGCUUUAGGUCUUCAAUUUUCCCCACUUUGUGACCGCAAGUCCACUUUGGUAGCUCAGUCUCAAAUAGGUUUCAUUGAUUUCAUAGUAGAACCAACAUUUUCUCUUCUUACUGAUUCAAUGGAGAAAAUUGUUAUGCCUCUUAUAGAGGAAGCGACAAAAUCGGAAAGUCCUGCAUUUGGGACCCCCAGUCAAAAUAGUUUGGGAGCAGUAAGCAAUGCUGAAGCACAAAGACGACCUGGGUUUAAAAGUACAGGUGAUGGAGGGACUCACACAGAAAAUUCUCUAGCAACUGUAGACCUAAGGGCCUUCAAGGACAACUUGAUGAAGAUCAUUCAAGCAAACAAAGAAAGAUGGAAAGAAUUAGCAGCAGAAGAAGAACUUGUGAACAAUGUUGGUGAACAGGAAAAAGACCAAAGCAGAAAUUCCACAGAUGCACAGUUACAGGAAGAGGCAACAAGGACACAAAAUGAGAGUAGUCAGGGGAGUGAUGGUACAGCCUGUCCUCCCAGAUCCAUCGUCCUACAAGUAGUCUCUUUGGACACUCCUCUGAGUGAUGAAUCCAGCUCAGAAAAAUGCACUAACUCUGAUCCGAACCAGAAAGAUCUCAGCGAUGCCCAGCAAGAGACCCAGAAUACAGCCCCACUGAAUGGGGAGCCUAAACACUGUAAGUCAGAAGAUAUUGUGAAAGCCACGGAGCAGACAGAAGCACUGGUACAGAACUAGAUCUGCUAUUUCUCAUAAGCUUCUGACAUUUCAGGCAGGACAGGAGAAAAGAACUCUAACUGUUCCUACCUCAUGAUCUCAGAGGCUGUUAUCUGUCAACUUGUUCUUGGAUCAUCCUAUUUCUGUGGAGAGUGAUUGAACAAAAUGUUCAAAACUGUAAAAUGUAAAACCCUGAGCUGGUAACUCAAGGCACUUAAAAAUUUGCAAGAUUUCAGUUGUUUUUGUGUUGCUAUUUCCUCUUCUAUUCUGCUUUCUUAAACUAGCCAAAAUAAUCUUUUCAGCCAAAGUUGGACCUUGCUUUAUUGCAUCACUGGUACCAGACAUUUCCAGUUAAUCAUGAGACAUGUGAAAACAUGAUGUUUGUCAUCUGCCUGGGAUUGCUGUUACGUGUCACUGCUGCUGGUGUCCACUGAAAAUGGAAAAUCAAAACAAAAUGUGUUUCUAGAUACUUGUUCAUGCAAUCAUGCUGCAUGCACCAUAAAAGUCCUACUUGUUAGCUUCCUUAAAAUAUCUGGAAAUAAAUGUUUGUAGACUGUACAGGGAAGUUGCAAAGUUACGCUGACCAGCCUGCAUGAAUGAAGAUUCUUCCCCCCUGCAGUGGCUGCCAUAUGGACAGAACUGGUAUUGAACAAAUUUGAAAGGUUUUGAAAUAUCUCUUAAAAAUUAAUUGAAUAGCAUCUGGCAUUAAAGAUUAAAACAUUCUGAAUCCUGUAAUAUUUUGAACAACAACACUACUGGUGUCAGCCCUUCCAUGAAGCUGGUACUUAUUGUUUUAUUGGGUGGAAGAGACAGCAACAGAAAUACAUGAAAAUUGCUUCACUUCAGCAAAAUGUUGUGUUGCCUCUCAGACAGAAUUGGAAGGCGACACAGAGGCCUUGUGUCAUGGUUUA
Messenger RNA from Melozone crissalis (California towhee), 3276 nucleotides. It is a transcript of the gene PDE1A, whose product is annotated as phosphodiesterase 1A. The record is from RefSeq and is a predicted model, not a curated record. Gene Ontology annotation, biological process: signal transduction. Bases 473 to 2386 code for a protein of 637 amino acids. The transcript is spliced from 17 exons. Lineage: Eukaryota; Metazoa; Chordata; Aves; Passeriformes; Passerellidae. Gene Ontology annotation, molecular function: 3',5'-cyclic-nucleotide phosphodiesterase activity.